Messenger RNA from Metarhizium brunneum ARSEF 3297, 3870 nucleotides. The record is from RefSeq and is a predicted model, not a curated record. NCBI's taxonomy places the organism in Eukaryota, Fungi, Ascomycota, Sordariomycetes, Hypocreales, Clavicipitaceae.
AUGGAGGUACUGAAUCUGAAAUUCCCAGUUCAAUGGCAACUAUUAUUAAGUGUUUCUGAAGAUAAUCCAUCCGCAUUACAAUCCCGGUCGAACGCCACGUCCAAUACUCUAGACGUCCCUACCCCGACACCGACAAGCAGCCCUCGGAGCUCUUCCAAGCCCACGAUUUCCGACGGCGAUUCUAGUAACAGACGUACAGGGGAUAAUUUGAGCCCCUUGCAUGAUAUAAACAAGUCCAGUGCCUCGGUUCUGUGGCCUGAUCCCGGUGAAGAAGCAUUAUUCAAUAUCGAAAACAACCCAUUCGCCUUCUGCCCCGGCCAGUUGGCGAAGCUUAUAAAUCCAAAAAGUCUCGCCGCUUUCGUAGCCCUAGGAGGACUCCCCGGACUUGAAAAGGGCCUCCAGAGCCAUCGCCAAGGUGGCCUGAGCGUCGACGAGCGACAUGUUUCCAGCCCGAUCACAUUUGACCAGGCAACGUCGACUCUCCCAUCCCAUGGCUCCCCCACGCACAGCCAGCAUGAUCCGAAUCCACCGCCUGUUCUACCAAAGGAUGGACCAGACGCCGCCUUUGCCGACAGGAAGCGAGUCUUUGGCGAAAACCGGCUGCCAGAGCGAAAGUCAAAGUCGUUUCUUCAGCUAGCCUGGAUUGCGCUGCAAGACAGAGUGCUCAUACUUCUCUGCAUCGCGGCCGUCAUCUCUCUUGCUCUUGGGCUAUACCAAACAUUUGGUCAAACGGAGCAUCAAGGUGCCAAGGUCGAGUGGGUUGAAGGAGUGGCCAUCAUUGUCGCCAUUGCCAUUGUCGUUGUGGCCGGCGCGCUCAACGAUUGGCAGAAGGAGCGGCAAUUUCGAAAACUCAACGUGAAGAAGGAGGAUCGCCUUGUCAAGGUCAUCCGCUCCGGUAGACCUAUGACCAUCUCUGUUCAUGACGUGCUUGUCGGCGACGUCAUGCUCCUGGAACCAGGGGAUGUCGUUCCCGUGGACGGUGUCUUCAUCGACGGCCACAGUCUGAGUUGUGACGAGUCCCCGGCCACGGGGGAAUCAGACUUGGUCAAGAAGGUCCCGGCGGAGGAUGUUUCACAGGCUCUCCGUGAAGAAGCUCCAGAUACCAAAAAAUUGGAUCCGUUUGUCAUUUCUGGCUCCAAGGUUUUGGACGGAGUUGGCUCGUUCCUCAUCACAUCCGUGGGACCGAAUUCGAGUCACGGCCGGACCAUGAUGUCGCUGCAAGGAGACUCCGGACUCACGCCUUUACAGUCCAAGCUCAAUGUACUUGCCGGGUACAUUGCGAAGCUCGGCGGCGGAGCAGGCUGUCUGCUCUUCCUCGUGCUCCUGUUUGAGUUCCUAGCUAGAUUGCCCAGCAACCAGGAGUCUCCGGAGCAAAAGGGACAAGACUUCCUCCAGAUCCUCAUCACGUCCAUUACCAUCAUCGUCGUUGCGGUCCCCGAGGGCUUGCCGCUGGCGGUGACACUGUCGUUGGCGUUUGCCACGAAGCGCAUGACCAGGGAUAACAACCUCGUUCGCCAUCUUCAAUCGUGCGAAACAAUGGGAAACGCCACCGUCAUUUGCUCAGACAAGACGGGCACGUUGACGGAAAACGCCAUGACCGUGGUCUCGGGGGCACUCGGCGGUCGAGAGGGAUUGGUCUUUGGUCAUGGUGACCCGGUGCCCGAACCAGCCGGUGACGCACCAAUACAAACAAAAGAGCAAGAUAAGGGGCCACAAGUUGCGAGACAGCAGCAGACCUUGAUCCCUUUGGAACAGCUGUCGUCGAGGCUUGACGCCGAGUUUCAACAGCUCUUGAAGACGGCUGUGGCUGCCAACACGACCGCUUUCGAGCGCGAGGAGAAGGGUAAAAUGGUGUUUGUUGGGACGAAAACAGAGACGGCGCUGCUCGAUUGGGCUCGUCAUUGUUUUGGACUGGGACCAAUUCUUACCGAGCGUGCCAAUUGCCAACUUGAGCAGCUCUUCCCUUUCAACUCGCGGCGUAAAUGUAUGGGAGCCGUGAUCCGGCUGCCAGAAACUGAGAACCACAAGGACAAGACCACGUAUCGACUUUUUGUAAAAGGCGCGCCUGAAGUUGUGCUGGCGAAGUGUAGUGGCGUGAUGGAUGACUGGACCAAAGUUGCAUCUCGGGCACCGCUAUUGCAGGAUCAAAAGGAUGCCAUUCGAAGCGUGAUAGUCGGCUUUGCAGCGCAGUCGCUGCGGACUCUGGCUCUCGCGUACCGUGACCUCGAGCAGUGGCCGCCUCCCAGACCCCAGACAAAUGACACAGUGACUGGCAGUGGCGAUAUCACGCUGGAGGAUGUGCUUCAGGACAUGCUCUGGAUGGGCGUGGUAGGGAUUCGCGACCCCGUGAGACAAGGAGUUCCUGCUGCAGUCCAAGACUGUCGAACGGCAUCAGUCUCAGUCAAGAUGGUGACGGGCGACAAUGUCGAAACAGCCAGAGCAGUCGGCAGAGAAUGUGGCAUCUUGACGACGCGGCCACCAGAGCAAGGGUUGGUCAUGGAAGGCCAACAGUUCCGCCAACUACCUCACGACCAGAAAGUAACCGCGGCCAAGGAUAUCCGUGUCCUCGCCCGGUCUAGCCCAGACGAUAAACGCACUCUGGUCAAGCUGCUCAGAGACCAAGGCGAGAUUGUCGCCGUAACAGGAGACGGGACCAACGACGCGCCGGCCCUCAAAGCCGCCGACGUUGGGUUUGCCAUGGGCAUGACGGGGACCGAAGUGGCCAAGGAGGCUUCGGAUAUCAUCCUGAUGGAUGACAACUUUACGUCCAUCGUCAAGGCUCUCGGCUGGGGGCGCGCAAUCAACGACUCGGUCAAGAAAUUCCUACAGUUCCAACUCACCGUCAACAUCACAGCGGUCCUCGUCACCUUUGUCUCGGCCGUAUCUGACGGCAACGAGACGUCGGUCCUCAACGCCGUGCAGCUGCUCUGGGUGAACCUCAUCAUGGACACCUUUGCUGCCCUUGCCCUUGCGACCGACCCGCCGGCAGGAAGUAUUCUCCGCCGCAGGCCUGAGCCGCGGCGCGCCUCUCUCAUCACCCUGACCAUGUGGAAGAUGAUUAUUGGCCAGUCCGUCUACCAGCUGGUUGUCUGUUUCGUGCUGUGGUUUGCGGGUCCUGGUUUCCUAGGCUAUCCCGAGGCUCAGCUACGGACGCUGAUAUUCAACGUCUUCGUGUUUAUGCAGAUCUUCAAGCUGAUCAAUAGCCGGCGCAUUGAUAACCAGCUCAACAUAUUCGAGGGCCUGCACCGCAAUUGGCUGUUCAUGGUGAUGAUGUCCGUCAUGGUGGCGGGCCAGUUGGUCAUCAUCUACGUGGGCGGUGCGGCAUUUGUCGUCGUCCGGCUGACCGGGGAGCAAUGGGCCAUCUCGGUUGGCCUUGGUUUCGGCUCCAUCCCUGUGGGUAUUUUGAUACGGCUGCUUCCUGAUGCCAUUUUACGGAGCUGUGGCGACAGGAUGAGGGAGAAUUGGCCACGGUGGCUGCGUGUGCCGCUGAAGAGGAAGGGAAACGACAAAAAAGCGCCAUCUGCCAGCCCGGUGGGAUACAACUCCGUCUUUGCAGGUAUCAGGGAUGACCUCGACUUCCUGCGCAAGGUCAGGGGCGGUCGCAUCCGCGCCUUCAGUGAGGCAUUGGGGGUGCCUCAUGCGGUCAAGUCAUCGCAUCAUCAGCGACGAAAGCUCCAUCCUGGUACUAAGCCCGAAGAUAGGAGUAACUCGGUGGUUUCUUCAAAGUCGCAGCCGGUUUCACCCAUGUUUUCGGCUGUUGGAAUGCCUGGUAUCGUAGCUGCAAGUGUUGGUGGUCUAUUGCCGAUGGAACCUAGUUCGACUAGCCAGCAGCAGGACUGCUCUGGUGGAAAUGAACCAUCGACGAGGUGA